AGUUGUCAAGAUGGCGACGCGCAUCGCAAGCAUGAGAUUUCGGUGUGCACUGUUUCAAUCAGCUUUGACAUUGGGACGUAAUGAAGUAAAUAUCAAAAGAUAUGUGCGUAGACGAAGAGCUGUAUCUGGAGUAAUAUCAGUAAAUGAGCCGACAGAAAUAUCGGAAGGAGUCAUCAGUCAAACAAGUGAACGUUCAUCACAACACAACAAUGAUAUCACCAGAAACACCGACAAAUCGAGCAUUGAAAACCCCGUUAGCCCAAACAACUCACAGCCCGUUCAGUUCUCACACAUAAACCGGCAGAAGGUGAUCAAUUUAACAUCGAGGACCCGUUUUGGAGAAGUUGAUGGUUUACUGUAUGAGAAAUUACAUCCUGGUGACAAGAGUUUGGCGAAGUUGGCCCGAAUAGCAGGAUCUAAGAAGCUACGUGAGCAUCAGGUUGUUCUGGAAGGAAAGCAUCUCGUAUGCAGUGCUCUGGAUGCUGGAGCUGAGGCUCAAACGCUUUAUUUCAGUUCAGUGGAUGCGCUGAGAGAGCUUCCCCUGGAUAAACUCAGACAAACCAAUGUGGUGAAAGUCAAGAUGGAAGAUGCUCAAGUCUGGUCUGAACUUGACACCUCACAGGAAAUAAUUGCGAUAUUCAAACGGCCUGAGGCGUCUCGAUUAACAUUCUCAGAAGAGAAGUAUGGCAGGGCUGUGCCUCUGACACUGAUCUGUGACACUGUUAGGGAUCCUGGAAACCUGGGCUCAGUGUUACGCUCCGCCGCCGCUGCAGGCUGUCAUAGUGUUCUGCUGACCAAAGGAUGUGUAGAUAUUUGGGAGCUUAAAGUCCUCCGGGCAGCCAUGGGGGCUCAUUUCCGUCUCCCUAUAAUCCCAAACCUGACAUGGACGGACAUUUCGAAUCACCUGCCCAAAACAUCAACCGUUCAUGUAGCCGACAACCACAGCACAACCAUGGCCAAACAUAACGAUAACACGACACCUCAAAAACACAGAAGGCCAUCAGAUUACGGCUGGGUGAAAGGCCACCAGUACCAAAGCAAAGCACAUGAUGAUGAUGAUGAUGAUGAUGAUGCCAAUGAUUUGUGUAGUUUGGAAGAUUAUUGUGAUAAAAAUAGUAAAUCCCUGGAGACGCAGCUUUAUUACACAGACUGGGUUGCUGGGCACACGAGCCUCAUCAUUGGUGGAGAAACGCACGGCCUGAGUCGGGAGGCUUUGCAAUUGGCUGAGAGGACUAGCGGGCGGAGACUGUUGAUCCCGAUGGUUGACGGUGUGGACAGUCUGAACUCUGCCAUUGCUGCUGGUGUUCUGCUCUUUGAGGGAAGGAAGCAGCUGCUGUCUCUGGAGAAGAUCAGAGUUUAACCACAGUAAAAAAAACAUGUCAGUGAUAUCAAAUCCUCUUACAUGAUCAUUAUAUAAUAUGUUUGCAUCUAUUUAGUAUGAUGUUAUGUUUAAAUGUUUAUAUGCAAAAUAAAGAUGUUUUUGGUUAA
Molecule: messenger RNA, 1488 nt
Organism: Danio rerio (zebrafish)
Lineage: Eukaryota; Metazoa; Chordata; Actinopteri; Cypriniformes; Danionidae
Gene: mrm3b
Product: mitochondrial rRNA methyltransferase 3b
Biological process (GO): RNA processing
Cellular component (GO): cytoplasm; mitochondrion
Molecular function (GO): RNA binding; rRNA (uridine-2'-O-ribose)-methyltransferase activity; methyltransferase activity
Source: RefSeq, marked validated